Messenger RNA from Xylaria bambusicola, 7011 nucleotides. RefSeq lists its product as uncharacterized. Gene Ontology annotation, molecular function: oxidoreductase activity; fatty acid synthase activity; phosphopantetheine binding. The transcript has 7 exons. Gene Ontology annotation, biological process: secondary metabolite biosynthetic process; fatty acid biosynthetic process. The record is from RefSeq and is a predicted model, not a curated record. The coding region runs from base 1 to 7011 and encodes 2336 amino acids. Lineage: Eukaryota; Fungi; Ascomycota; Sordariomycetes; Xylariales; Xylariaceae.
AUGACUUUAUUUGGCACCGACGCCAAGAAACCCCCUGCAAACUUGGGUACAACCGGUGUAGGCGGUAAUAUGCCUCAAUCUACCAAUGGUUCUCAAUUCGACGGCACAGGAGGCGAGUGUGAGAAAGAGAGCUCCCCCUUGAUUAGCGGUUCUGUUCCAAUAGCAAUUUGCGGCAUGUCCUGUCGUUUGCCGGGAGGACUGACGACGCCUCAACAGCUCUGGGAUUUCAUUGUAGACAGAGGUGAUGCUCGCACCAGGGUUCCCGAAAGCAGAUACAAUGCCGACGCCUUCUACUCGCCUACGGCCAAGCCGGGCGCAGUAGUCACUAAAUAUGGGUAUUUUUUGGAUGAGAGUGUCGACUUAGGGGCCCUCGAUACGUCAUUCUUCUCAAUGCAGCGAGCUGAUCUCGAGGCCACAGACCCCCAGGAACGCCUCAUGUUGGAGCUCACCAGAGAAUGUAUCGAAGAUGCCGGCGUGACCAACUGGCACGGGAGGAACAUAGGAUGUUACAUUGGGAAUUUUGGCGAAGACUGGCUAGAAAUCUCAAAUCAGGAGCCGCAACGACGUGGCGGAUACAAGACGGCUGACUUUAUGAUUUCGAAUCGUAUAUCCUAUGAAAUGGGUUGGCGGGGACCAAGUAUGACUGUGCGCACAGCAUGCUCAGCAGCCUUAGUGGGACUUAAUGAAGCAUGUCUGGCUCUCGCGCGCGGCGACUGUGAGGCAGCGCUCGUUGGGGGUUCUAAUCUUAUUAUGACCCCGAGCUUGGCCAGUCUUCUCUCGAACCAGGGGGUUUUAUCGAAAGAUGGCUCCUGCAAGACCUUCUCGGCCGAGGCUGAUGGCUAUGGGCGGGGCGAGGCGCUGGUUGCAGUGUAUAUCAAGCCAUUGCGAAGUGCGCUACGAGACGGUAAUCCAAUCCGCGCAGUCAUUAGGGCAACAGGAACGAAUCACGAUGGCAAAACUCAAGGAAUUUUUCAACCUAGCGCAGACGCACAGGAGGCUCUUAUUAGGCAAACAUACCAAUCUGCUGCCAUCUCGGAUUUUGGAGAAACGGCAAUGAUCGAGUGUCACGGAACUGGUACGCCUACAGGUGACCCAAUCGAGACAAAGGCUAUCGCUCGCGUUUUCGGCCAGGCAGGCGUAUACAUCGGCUCUGUCAAGCCCAACGUCGGACAUUCAGAGGGUGCCUCGGGCCUCACGUCUUUAAUCAAGAUGGUCCUUGCUCUGGAGCAUCGGAUAAUUCCUCCAAAUAUAAAGUUCAAGACACCGAAUCCGGCCAUCCCCUUCGACGAGGGGAAUUUAGUCGUCCCAACAGAUCCCAUCGCCUGGCCGCAAGACCGGCUCGAGCGUGUUAGCAUCAACUGUUUCGGAGCAGGGGGUACAAAUGCUCAUGUAAUCCUCGAGUCCGCUCGCGGUUUCCUGGGCCAAGAAGUGCCGUCGCCAGUCACAUCACCACAGUUGCUCUUAUACUCUGCUACCACUUCUAAGUCUCUCGCCAGGCUGAGUAGCCAGUACCAGGAAUGGCUCAGUGUCAACUACCCCAAAGUCGGAGAGUUGGCUUCCACAUUAGCUCACAGAAGGACACAUCUCCCGCUGCGAACCUUCGCUGUCGCAUACGACGGCAUUGUGGAACAGUCCCAGCAGAACAGCCUUAAGUCAUCUCCGAACCAUAAAGUCGUGAUGGUCUUCACUGGCCAAGGCGCACAAUGGCCAGGGAUGGGAAGAGAACUACUCCAGUCCGAAGGGGUCUUCCGGAAUACGAUCCGUUCACUAGAUCAACACCUGAAGCAGGUCACGGGAAGUUCAGUCUCGUACUCACUUGAAGGAGAGCUACUCAAAGGACCAGAUGAAAGCCGCUUGCGCUUGGCAUCCAUAUCGCAGCCCGUUUGUACUGCGGUACAAAUCGCUCUAAUCGAUACAUUCAGAUCUCUCGAUGUCAACCCUUGCGCUGUUAUUGGUCAUUCUAGCGGCGAAAUAGCGGCAGCAUAUGCAGCUGGGGCCCUUGAUGCCUCUGAGGCUAUCGCCAUUGCACACUACCGUGGGGUUGUCGCUGAGUCUCAAAAGAAGAAAGGCUCUAUGGCGGCAAUCGGACUAGAUCCCGAACUAGCUAAUGCAUACCUCCGCUCAGGAGUGUGUAUCGCAUGCCAUAAUUCCCCUGAUAAUGUCACAAUCUCUGGCGAUGCAUCGGCAAUCAAUGAUAUUGUAACCGAUAUCCAAUCUACAGCUAAAGACGUCUUGAUAAAGAUGCUACCCGUUGAUAAGGCAUACCACUCUCCGCACAUGGCGGAAGUUGGUAAGGAGUACCACUCAAUGAUUGAGAAGAUUCGCCCGCGCAAACCUCGUGUGCCGUUCUUCUCAAGUGUGACAGGGGACAUCAUAGGAGAUGACCAACAAUUGAAUGCUCGGUAUUGGCAAGACAACCUAGAAAACCCGGUGUUGUUUCGGGAAGCAAUCGGCUCGAUACUGCAAAAACAUGACGGGCAAGAUAUCAUCUUUCUUGAAAUUGGCUCGCAUUCCGCGUUGAGGGGUCCCCUUGUCCAAAUCUGCAAAGCUCGCUCUGCAAUAUCAUAUCAGUACAUUGCCUCCAUGAGAAAAAAUUGGAAUACGGCCAUCACAUUCCUUAAUGCAAUAGGAACUCUGUUUAGCCUAGGAGUCCAAAUGAAGUUGGAUUCGAUGAUACCUCGCCGUCGCUGUUUGCCCGACCUGCCGCGAUACCCAUGGAACCACGAGGAGAGUUACUGGACAGAGCCGCGCGUCAGCAGGGACUGGCGGCUUAGAAAGCACAAUUACCAUAAUCUCUUAGGUGUCAGAAUACCCCAGAAUACAGAUCUUGAGCCAGCCUGGCGCAAUCUUCUUCACAUCGAAAAUGUGCCUUGGAUGCGAGACCACAAAGUCGGUGACAACAUUGUUCUCCCUUUUACCGGGUUUCUCUCAAUUGCUGGCGAGGCGAUUCGACAGAUUAGUGGUGAAGAGCGAGGCUACAGCAUACGCGAUAUCAGCGUCGACAUAGCAUUGGUCGUGAUUGAGGGAUCAGCGACAGAAGUGGUCACAACUCUUCGCCCACACUAUCUCUCAAAGUCACAAGAGAGUGGCUGGUGGGAUUUCACAAUCGCGUCGUUCAAUAACCACGUCUGGACUAGGCAUUGUAAGGGUCAAGUAACGCCAUUGGCAACGGCUUUGCCUCGGAACCAAUCUCCAAACGAUACGCUCCCCAAAAAGGUUGAUGCCCACAGCUUGUAUAGAGGUAUGCAAAGGGUUGGUGUUAACCUCGGACCAAGCUUCCAAACUCUGCAAAACAUGGAGGUAUCUACUGAAUCAGAUUCUGUAGCAAGGGGGAAUGCUGCUUGUCAAGGAGUAGAAGACGAAGCAGAUUACCAUGUCCAUCCUACGAAACUCGAUGUUAUCUUCCAGUUGCCGAUUGUUGCUGCAGUUAACGGGCGCAUUAGGCUCCUGAAGAAUUGGAUUCCAGUCAGCGUCGAGCGGCUGAGUGUUCUUCGGUGCAAGUCGGCCAUUGUAGGCAAUCUAUCUUCCAGGAUGACUAGUAACGGGUCGCUCUGUGCAGAAGGCUACUGCGUCUCAUCUGAUGGAACUACUGUCGUCGAGGUAUCAGGGGUUAGGCUCUCCCGCGCAGACGGUAGCACGUCUAGUGACAUCCAAGACACGCACGGCGCAGCCCGUCUAGAAUGGGCGCCCAGUUUGGAUUACUUGUCAAAGCAGGAUUUGAUGCGCUCAAUUGAGGGACAAGAGAGGCUAUGUCCUUUGAUCCUUCUGCAGCAUCUGAGUCAUGUCAAUCCCAACCUCCAAAUCCUAGAGUUGGGGGUGGGAAACAGAUCCCUAUUAGACGAUAUUGAAGAUUACCUCACUAGUUCCAAAAAUCGCAUCUCGUUCUCCAAAUUUACCUCAACGUUAUCACACACAAGAAGCAGAAAUACUUCGAACUCCGAAACACAUGAAAUUGAACACACGACAUUCGAUAUAAAGGGAGACUUGAACUCCCAAGGUUUUGAGGCGCGCGAGUUCGACUUUAUCAUGAUUCGAAAUGGAUCGAUCUCAUUUGAUCAUACAAGGGCUGUACUUCAAAACCUCAAGAAGAUUAUCAGUCCAGGUGGGCGAAUUUUCAUCGAAGAAGCCCCAGAAGAGUGGAAAGUUUCUCUCGAGCGUUCCGCUUCACGUCAGAACGGGUACUAUACUGACGAAAAUGUGCCCUCGGAAUGCCUGAGGGCGAGGUUCUCCUGUGGAUCUGAUAUCAUAAUCGGCCCAACUGACAUCCAGCACUUGACUGGCACGGCGGAUAUGCACCAAGAUACGCCCUCAUACGCUAAACAGGUCACAUUCCUUCGUGCUAACUCAAGUGCUGCACCGACGACAUUGAUGAAGCAAUUCCAAAGCGAAGGUUAUGCAGUUAGCAGCUGCACUUUAUCAGAUCGACCCCUACUAGGACAAGACGUUAUCUCGCUUCUCGAUGAAGAAAAGCCAUUCUUCGAGGGGAUAGAAAAGGAACAGUAUGAUUCUUUGAACACGUUUCUCCAGAUCCUGCAAGAUAACGGCCUUUUCUGGAUAACGCAACACUCGCAGAUGGGUUGUUCUGAUCCCAGAUAUAGCCCAGUAAUCGGCCUAGCACGCACCCUGCGCUCAGAGAUGCAACUAGACUUCGCAACCUGUGAGGUUGACAGUUUUGAGUCUGAACCGGGGCUGCUCGUUCGGAUCUAUGAGCAGUAUCGAGAACGUUGUCGAUCCGAUUCCAUGAAACCGGAUUUUGAGUAUGCAAUCAAAGACGGGGUAGUUCACAUUGGUAGGUAUCAUCCAUUCAGGCUUAAAGAUCAAAUGGUGAUCUCCAACCUCAAUGAUCGCGUUGCCCUCAAUUUCGACAUCCCAGGACGUCUGAACACCCUAAGGUGGGCGAAGGUACCUCGCGAGAGACUUGGUCCCGCCGACGUAGAAAUAGAGGUUCAUGCUACUGGACUAAAUUUCAAGGAUGUUGCCGUUGCGAUGGGAUUAUUUGAAUUGCCAACUCGCCAACUUGGUCUAGAGGCAGCUGGCAUAGUCACGCGGGUCGGCGAAGACGUCGAGACGGUGAAAGUUGGCGAUCGAAUUUGCUGUGCGCAUCCACAUUCAUUUUCCUCGGUGAUCGUCUCUCCAGAGGAUCUAUGCGUACGAAUACCCGAUGCCAUUAGUUUCGAUGAGGCCGCGACUAUGCUUAUUCCGUUGGCUACGGCCUUGCAUUCUCUAAUCAGCGUUGGACGACUUGAGAAGGGUCAGUCUGUCCUAAUUCACAGCGCGUGCGGCGGCGUUGGCCUAGCAGCUAUUCAGGUAGCGAAGAUGGUAGGCGCCGAGAUCUAUGCGACUGUUGGUAGCGACGCAAAGGCUGCAUAUCUUCUAGAGAACUACGAGAUCUCCAAAAACAGGAUCUUCGAUUCCCGGAGCAGCUUGUUUUUGUCAGGCGUUAUGCGCGAAACAGAAAACAAGGGGGUCGACGUGGUACUCAACUCUCUUUCGGGAGAACUUCUACACGCUUCAUGGGAAUGCGUCGCAGAAUUUGGUACCUUGAUAGAGCUUGGAAAACGAGACUUACUGCAAAGCGCGAAACUUGACAUGAGGCCAUUUAUAGCUAAUCGCAAUUACUGCUGCGUUGGGCUUGACCAUCUCCUAACGAAGAAGGGUAUCAGGAAACGAUUGCUGCAUUCAGUCUUCGAAAAUUACGACAAAGGUCAUAUCAAGCCUAUCCAUCCCAUCACGAUGUUUGAUGCAUCGCAGAUUCAAAGCGCCUUUCAGACGAUGCAGAAAGGCACACAUAUCGGACGCUUCGGUGUCUCGAUGGCUACGGACCUAACCUGUGACGUAAAGCCUAGGCUAGAGAUUCCAAAGUUCGACGAAAAUGCAUCCUUUCUCUUGGUCGGCGGCACCGGAGGCAUCGGACGUGCCCUUUCGGCUUUCAUGGCAGAGAAUGGUGCCAAGGAGCUGAUCUUUCUGUCGCGCAGCGCUGGUCUUAAACCCGCAGAUACAGACCUUUUUCUUGAGCUCCAGAGCAUGGGGUGCAAUGUGAUAUUUGCAAGGGGAGACGUUUGUGACGAAGCUGCAGUUUCGUCAGCUCUCCUGAAAGCCACCAGACCAAUUAAAGGAAUCGUUCAGCUUUCGAUGGUACUCCGAGACCAGAAUUUCUCGGACAUGACGUUUGAGCAGUGGGCUGAGGCGACAGCUCCUAAAAUCAAAGGAACAUGGAAUCUUCACCACGUUACGACUUCCAAAGGAAUUGCUCUCGACUUCAUGGUGCUGUGCGGCUCGAUCUCCGGUCACAUUGGACAGCCCGGCCAGGCAAACUACGCCAGCGCGAACACCUUCCUCGACGCCUUUGCGCAGUACAGAAAUAAUAUUGGUCUAGCGGCAUCGGUAAUUGAUAUCGGAGCAGUGGAAGAUGUCGGCGUGCUAGCCCAGAACCCGAGCUUGUUAGCACGCAUGAAAGCCGAUGGACUGCACGCCCUAAACGAACAAGAGCUCCUGGAUGCCUUAGUAUAUGCCAUACUCCGACCUAAGCCGUCAACAAUAUCCCAUGAGAAGUCAAGUAGCCCCUACCGUCAUCCCAACAGUUUCGUGGUCGGCCUUGGGCCGGUUGUGCCGCCCACAGUAAGGAAGAGGGACAGACGAAUGGCUGCAUUUAGCAAGGAUACCAGCGACGAAAAGGAAGAGCUAGUCUCAAAUGAGCCGCUCAAAGACCUCAUAAGGAAAGCAGAUGAGCACCCAGCAGUUUUGAAGACGGAUGAAGCGGCGCAGAUCCUGAGCGUCGAGAUCGGGAAGAAAAUAGCGGAUAUGCUCAUACUACAGCCGGAAGUCGACGUGACGGCGACGAAUGUGCUGCUGAGAGAUCUCGGAAUGGACUCGCUCGUUGCAGUCGAGCUGCGCGCUUGGUGGAGGCAGGUCUUCCGGACUGAUAUCAGCGUACGCGAGAUCCUGGGCAUGGGAACGCUCGGCGCUUUGGGAAAGUUUGCGGCUGACGGGUUGCUGAAGGCAAGGACUUGA